GGUAUAUAAUAUAUACUAUAUAAGGACAAGACGCGAGUUCUAAUUAUCAUUCACUUGAAAACACUCACCAUGUCUAAACUGAUUAUUGCUUUGGCCCUGUUCGCCGUAGCUGCGGCUCAUCCAGGCUACGGCAGUGGAGCCAGCAUCGGCGGCAGUUUGGGCGGCGCCCACGCCGGCAUCGGCCAAUCUGGCGCCCAGGUCGGCUGGCAGGGCGAGCACGGCGCCCAGACCGGAUGGCAGGGCGAACACGAUUCUCAGAUCGGAUGGCAGGGCGAGCACGGAGAGUCCGGUCUCCACGGUCAGGUCGGCUGGCAGGGUGAGCAAGGACAGUCCGGUCUCCACGGCCACGAGUCUGGUAUCCACCGUCAUGUCGGCUACGAGUCUGGCCUCCACAGCCAGGUCGGCCACGAGUCUGGUAUCCACGGUCAAGUCGGCCACGAGUCUGGUCUCCACGGUCAUGUCGGACACGAGUCUGGCCUCCACGGUCAUAUCGGCCAAGAGUCUGGCCUCCACGGCCAGGUUGGCCACGAGUCUGCAGGCCUCCACGGCCACAUUGGCAGCGGCAACCAAGGCUACGGACUCCACGGCUCCAUCGGCGACUACUAAGCGAUAGUUUUCAGUGAUUAAAUAAUUUAGAAUGUA
Messenger RNA from Aricia agestis (brown argus), 642 nucleotides. RefSeq names its product glycine-rich cell wall structural protein 1.8-like. The transcript is spliced from 3 exons. Lineage: Eukaryota; Metazoa; Arthropoda; Insecta; Lepidoptera; Lycaenidae. The record is from RefSeq and is a predicted model, not a curated record. Bases 70 to 606 code for a protein of 178 amino acids.